GCUGUGCUGCACACACGUCAAAAUGUCUCGACUGACUCUGCCGUUGUGAUAAGUUGGAGCGCAACUUUUUGUAUACAUGGACAGGAGGCGAGCGUUCCAGCCAACCAAAAGGAGACGGGAAUCCCUUCACGUGCCUUUUGCCCUGCUUCUGGCCCACACGAACGAAAAAAACAGGUCUUAUCCUCCUUAUGUGGCUGGGUGGGGCAAGGUCUUGUGACUUUAUAAGGUCCACUAAAAAGGUACAUAAUAUUGGGACAAUGAUAGAUUGGUGGAUUCAUUUUUUUUCUUUCAAUUAUUGCCUUAAUAUUCUUCCAGCAGGUUUUUUCGGUGGUUGGACUGGCCGAAAAAUGAUAAAUGUCUGAUUAUUAUUAGGUUAUGCAGAUGGAGUGCAUUUCUCUGCUCUGUUGCUGCGCUUUCAUUUCUGGGAUUGUUUUAUUGUGGUAGGCACGUUUGCCCCAUUACCCCCACACGCCUCAGGAGGAAACCCUACUGCUUCCGGCUAAAGUUCGACGUGCUGCUCUGCGGCUAUGACAUUGUUGUUAUGAUGCUGGUGGUCGUCGUCCUUGCAAGAUGAAGUUGUUGUUCACGAUCUCUCUUUUGAUACUGCGUUCCAGCGAAGGUACAACAAGGUAGACAAGAUACGCCUAAUAUUGCCAGACACUAUUAUACCUUCGUCGUAUCACGUUACCUGGAUUAAACGUAAAAUGAGGUAAUGAAUGAGGUGUGCGGAUUGGAUUUGAUUUUAGUCCGUAGUAGUGUAGGCUCACAGCGCAAGAUGGCGUGGUUGCCUAGUUACCACUUUAUUUCAGACGACGCCAUUUUCGUUAUUCAUUAAUUUGCACGUGUUUCGGAAAAAUUAUUCAAUAUUCAUAGUCCACAUGCCAGAGCUUAUCUCAGUUUGAUUUGCCAAGGCCAAGGCAAUAUUGCUAAAUUUAAAUUUUACUUAUGAAAAGACAUCCACCAUUUCCUGCCUCAACUGAUACUUUCCUUGCUUCAAUAUCGUUAACUCAAAUCAGUUGUCGAUGUCGAAGUGCCUAGCUAGGUGAUUAUUGUAACUCGCUUUCAUUAUGAAAGUCAGUGAUAAAAGUAUUCACAUUUCUGUUUCUCUUUUGCAGAUGGUAUGAAAUGCACAACCAGUUAAAUGGAAUUGAAAAGACUUGUGUUGCAAGAACUGGGUUCACCUUAAGAAUUAGUAAAAAAAAAUAAACACCUGGAUAACUUGUUUCAUGGCGCAGGAAAAUGGCUUGAGAUCAUGCUAUAACAUUUGUAAUUCCUUUGAACACUUUCUCUAUCGUCACUUUACUUCUGUCAUCAUUCUUAAUACUAGAAGCCUUAAAUAGUUCCUUGAAGAACUUAAUCUCAAAGUUUUACCCCUACUCUAGUAGGCGGGUGCCUAAUGGUUCAAGAAAUUUUGAAUGAGGAUGUUAGUCUCAUUAGUCUUUCAACUGCACAUACCACUUUACAUUUCCUUUGAUUGUGACGAAAUAAUUGAAUUUAACUUUUUAAUUUCAGGUUGUGAACGAGUCAAGAGAAUUCGGGAAUUUUUGCCGCCACACCUAAUCAUCCUUGUGCCCUCCGUUACAUCACAUCGGUAUCCUCAGCAGUGGUGGACGCACCAACGCGUCCGUCAAAACCCACCCAGCCGACACUUCCCUGCAAGCCAACAACAACGUGAAUCCCGAGCAAAAUCGACAAAGCGGAGACUAUAAAAUCGAUGAAUGAUUAUUUGUCAUCGACAGGAAAUCUCGGAGACGGAAGGGAUGUCUCCGUCCCUGUUUGCCGAUUGUGAAAAAGUUGGAUUUACAUUUAAGUCCAGUGCGAAUGGAUGAUCCUCCGAGGUGGACAUAGCAGAAGCAAUUUCAAUCGAUAGGAACACUGACGGCGGGCGUUUAAAAGACGACUCAUUUCGUCGUUGGAUUUAUAAGCCUCCCAAUCCUUCGUAGAAAAUGAAGUUCUUUCCGAUUGUUCUCAUUUUGGCUGUCGUCUGCCUGGCUGUCGCCGCUGGGGAAGCCCGUGACGAAAUGUGCAAUUCCCAGAAGACGCCAACCAAGUUGAUAGCGAGAAGAACCUGGCCCAGUCAAAUUGCCACGACGACGGCCAAACCGACAACCGUAAACCCAUCGACGACGACAGCACCAACUACUGCCACAACUACAACAACCAUGGCAACAACAACUCCUUUGCCGAUUCUUUUUAAUUGCUCCGUUCAUAAUCCAGCGUGCGGAAACAUGUGCACCAAUUUGACGUCAUCGGGAGGUGUUGUCCAAUCUCCCAACUUCCCCGGCGACUACGGGAAUAACGAUAUGAGAUGCGAAGUCAGCAUUACCGCACAAGCAGAUUUGAUGAUCCAAUUGAAAUUCACAACCUUCAAUGUGGAGACGGGCAAUGCUUUUCUCUAUGUUAGCGAUGGUGUAACAAUUCUAUCGCAUCCGACCGGAAACACAAUUCCUGCCCUAGUCCCCGCAACAACAAAAAAAUUGGUCAUCCUCUUUACCUUCAAUCGCAGUAAUAAACCCAGCAGCGCAACCUACAAUUGGCAGGCGACUUUUUCUGUGACGAGCCAAGGGAGUUCUUGUUCCGUUUUCAAUCCUGCUUGUGGAAGUAUGUGCACCAACGUGACGUCAGAGGGUACCGGUGUUGUCCAGUCUUCCAACUUCCCCGGUGACUACGGGAAUGAGGACAGGCAAUGCCAAGUCUCUAUUGUCGUGCCAGCAGGAAAGAGAAUCCAGUUGACAUUCACUACCUUCAAUUUGGAGGCUGGCUACAGUUCUAUUAAUGUUCUCGAAAGUGGCAAGAUUUAUAUGUUCGGUGUAACCGGAAGUGCAAUUCCUGCAGUAGUCGCAACAUCAGCCAACAUAGUUUAUUUGCAGUUUGAUAACCGUGCCAGUACUAAACCCAACACCGCAACAUAUAAUUGGCAGGCAACUUACACUGCUGUGGCGGUGUAGAUGCAACAAGUACAACACCUCGAACGACCGAUGAAAUAAAUCGCUUCACUUUUCUUUUUAUGGAAGCAAAUCUAUUUAGUCGUGAUUCAACGAAUCUUUGAAGAUACAACAAACUUCCAGCAGCAUUUACAACAACAAUCAGCAUACCAUUGACACUCCAUGUGCCUUAACACAUUUGGACACAGCGCCGUAAUUUCAAAUUAUAUUCAAAUUCAUCUCUUUAUUUUAUUAUAAUUAUUCAUUGGAAAAAAUAAAUAAAUUGAUUUAGUCCCAAACUGUUAGCACUUUAGGUACUCCAUUAAACUACGUGAGGCGACGCAGUUCCGCUCGUCCGUCAAGUUGUGCUGACGGUCUAGUAACGAACAGUAAAAUAUUUCGAGAUCCUUCCAAGGACCCGUUUUUUAUCCCAUAUAAAAUUAUUUGAAAGAAACAGAUUAUAAUUGUGUUAAUCUUGUCGUUUAAGCUCCCCUUCUUUCCUUGCCGUUGUUGCGUCGUUAGACACUUGAGACACGUGUUGCUUUACGUUCGUGCAAGAUCUGCUGCCCGAGUGGAGUUUUGGUAGUUGGAAAGUGUUUCGAUUUUAAUGGCGACUGGCGAGCAGCAAUCUUUGUGUUCCCUGGCAGCCAAAAAUGUGACAAUUCGGGAGAAAACGAUAUAUGUGCGAUGAAUGCUCUUUUUUUACUUAAAUAAUUUUUCCAUUAUUUGUUUUAGGUGGAAUUUAAAUGGAAGCGCGAAGUCAACGUGACAGAACAACUUGUCGAGAGGAUUGGCAAGUGGUUGCUUUUUUCGCUUGGGUUCAACCGGUCCUCCACUUAAAUCUUUAUCGUGAUGGACUGGCACACUGUACGCUGGCGGAAGAAAAUUUGCUGCUGCAAAUGACAGGAUGUUCGUCCCUCUUGCAUUCUCGGAGAAGUGCCUAACUGGACGGAGGACGAUCCUGUAGGCGUUCAACAGUUCUACAGUGGCAACUGUACGUUCCAUCCUGUGUCGGCGUGGAGUUGCGAAGGCUGUUGACUGGCGUCGAGCAGUUGGUUCCUCAUUUAGUCACCGAGAGGUCAGUACUAUUUGUAUUUCCCCACAUUUUAUGGCAAAAAAUUGAAAUUUAUUUAUUGUAUAAAUUCACAUUGAAAUGUGGGAGCUAUAAUAAGAGUCAUGCAAAAUUAGGU
Molecule: messenger RNA, 4114 nt
Organism: Daphnia pulex (common water flea)
Lineage: Eukaryota; Metazoa; Arthropoda; Branchiopoda; Diplostraca; Daphniidae
Product: blastula protease 10-like
Exons: 13
Coding region: 1947-2948 (333 amino acids)
Source: RefSeq, a predicted model, not a curated record